Molecule: messenger RNA, 2080 nt
Organism: Topomyia yanbarensis
Lineage: Eukaryota; Metazoa; Arthropoda; Insecta; Diptera; Culicidae
Product: zinc finger protein ZFP2-like
Exons: 3
Coding region: 298-1929 (543 amino acids)
Biological process (GO): regulation of transcription by RNA polymerase II
Cellular component (GO): nucleus
Molecular function (GO): zinc ion binding; DNA-binding transcription factor activity; RNA polymerase II cis-regulatory region sequence-specific DNA binding
Source: RefSeq, a predicted model, not a curated record
GUUACCGUGUAGACUGUUACUGAAUACGGAUUGCUUUGCUGUUAUCCCACUAUUGAAUUCGUGCAAAUUGCUACAAAACAUAAUAUUUCUUUUCGCUAUUUUGUACAUAACUAGAAAUAAUAGUUCAUUAUGAGUUUCAUGAACUGCUGCCGGCUUUGCCUGGAAGAUUUGCCAAGCGACGAUGGAGUGGUUCAUUAUUGUUUGAAUGAAACUAUUGUUGACAAUAAUUCAUUGAAGGUUUUAAUUGAGGAGUGCUUCGGUAUUUUGAUGAUAGGUUUUUCAUUAUUUCUUUUUUAGAUGUCGGAAGAUGAAACUAUAACCAAAGUUUGCGGAAGUUGCUAUGAAGACGUACAGUAUGUCCAUCAGGUGCGGAAACGAAUCCAAGUUACGGAUUUAGCCAUCAAAAAUUAUUAUUCAACACUGCAUACAAAGCUCGAAGUCGAAUAUUUGGAGAUUGACGACGAAACAAUCAGUCUCGAACCAAAAAUUGAUUUAAAUGAAACGGAAUUUAAGGAGAUCGGGCAUCAUGAAGAGUGCAUCGAGUCUGUAAUUGUCGAGGAAAAUCUGUCGGAUGAUGAGAGUAGUGAAAAUGAAUCAAUUGAGGAUGAGACGGAGGAUGCUAUUUUUGAGGAUCAAGCUAUUCUACCUGAAAUGGACACCGACGGGCCUGAUGAAAUACUACCACAACGUACGAUAAAAAGACGUAAACUUAACCGUUAUAAGUGCUACAUUUGUUCCACGGAUUUCGACACGCGGGAGAAGUUUGAUUUCCACAUUUUGUCUCAUAUAGGCUCCGUAUCAUUGGUCUGUAGCUUUUGCGAAUUGGAAUUGCAAACUGUCCGUCAAUUGAAUAGGCACCUUAGAGUGAACCACUAUAAUCCGGGUAAAUUAUACCCUUGCAAAGAAUGCGAGAAAAAUGGAGAAAUACGAGAAUUUUCGGCCAACUACACGUUACAAUAUCACAUCAAGCGAGUACAUCAAGGUAUCGUAAAUCCUCCAGAAUUAAAGCACGUGUGCACUUAUUGUGGCAAACGGUAUCCUAGAGCAAGUACCUUGCGGAUUCACGAGAACAUUCAUACGAAAUCCGUAAUAUAUGAUUGUAGAUUCUGCUCUAAGUUUAAGACAACUUCCAGAUCAAACCUAGUGAGGCAUGAGCGAAUACACACAUCCGAGAAACCUUCUAAAUGUGACAUAUGCGAUGCACGAUUCACUCAAUCGGGCCACCUGCGGUUACAUAAAGCUGUUCGCCAUAGUGACGAACGUCCGUUUGUUUGUGAAAUUUGUGGUGAUAAUACUCGUUUCAAAACAAAAAAAGUCCUUCAACAACACAUGCGUACCCAUUCGAACGAUACAUGUCAUUAUGAUGCGCGGCCAAAAUACAAUAAUUCGGACAAAGUUGAACCGUUUAUAUGUCGUUUUUGUGGGAAAGGUUUUCCUAGAAAACAAGCUUUAACGGUUCAUGAGAACAUUCAUACCAAAUCUGUUAUGUUUGAGUGUAAAUACUGCUCAACGUUUAAAUCGGUUUCUAAAUCCAGUUUAAUGAGGCACGAACGAAUUCACACAGCUGACAAACGGUACGAAUGUGAUUUGUGCGGUGCACGUUUCACGCAAUCAAACGGACUAAAAUUGCAUAAAAAUACGGUUCACUGUGAAGAUCGUCCAUUCGCUUGUGAUAUUUGUGAUAACGCUCGCUUUAAAACGAAAUAUAUCCUUCAAGCACACAUGCGUACCCAUUUGCAUAAUUCGAGUAAAGGUCGCGAUGGAAAGAAAUCGGAUUCGUUGAAGCGAACGAAACCCCAACUAAAAUGCACCUUUUGUCCAGCAGUGUUCUACAAAGAAACGUUACUGAACAAUCAUGUAUUAGACAAACACUCGGAUGAAACUGUUCCUAUGAUUCCGUGUAAAUUUGAAGAUGAGGAUACAAAUUAAUUAUAUUAUGUUUUCCAAGCACUAUGUGCAUUUGCCAGUUUAGUAGAGAGGGAUAAAAUUAGUUAACAUUAUUUAGGCAUACGCUAGCAACAUUUAUGUUUGGAAGGUUUUAACCGAACCGAAGCUAUGUAUGAUGCAUGAAGAAACUGGA